Closterium sp. Yama58-4 is the source of this 1749-nucleotide messenger RNA. The record is from the annotation of a GenBank genome assembly. Lineage: Eukaryota; Viridiplantae; Streptophyta; Zygnematophyceae; Desmidiales; Closteriaceae.
GCAGCAGUGGACGCAGCCCCAUCCACCCCCAGGGGGCGCUUCAUAGUGUUCGUGGCGCCGGGCGUGUACAGCGAGACGGUGCGAGUGACGCGCAGGAACGUGACGCUGGUGGGGGCGGCGCCCGAGGCAACGGUGAUCACGGGCAGCGCCAGCGUGGUGGGCGGCUCCACCACUUACAACAGCGCCACUGUCGCCAUCACGGGGGCGGGCUUCCUGGCGGUGGGGGUGCGCUUUGAGAACACGGCAGGGGCGGCCAGCCACCAGGCGGUGGCGCUGAGGGUCACGGCGGACAACUGCGCCUUCUUCGACUGCCACUUCAUCGGCUGGCAGGACACGCUGUACGCGCACAGUGGGCGGCAGUACUACCGCAACUGCGUGGUGAACGGGUCGGUGGACUUCAUAUUUGGCAACGGCGCCACCGUGCUGGACAACUGCACAUUGCAGAUCCGCCCACAGCCCAACGCCGUGGUAACCGCGUCGGGCCGCGCCAACUCCACGGAGCCCACGGGCAUCGUGAUUGUCAACUCCCGCGUGGAGGGCGACGUGCCGCAGGCGCAGUUCCUGGGGCGGCCCUGGAGGCCCUUUGCACGCGUGCUGUACAGCAACACCAUCAUUGGCUCCUCUAUCAACCCCAAUGGCUGGAUGGACUGGGGAGGCACAGUGUAUGAAACGACAACGUUUGUCGAGUUCAACAACUCGGGGCCCGGCUCAGUGGGAUCACGCAUUGCUUGGGCGAAGCCAGGAAUUGUGAACGAUCCGUCUCUUGUGGCUCAAUACUCCCCCGAUGUGUUCCUUUACCCGUGGAUUUCAGUGCAGCGGGAAGUAAGCGGCAUCGCCAUGGUCGUCAUCCAUGAAUUUCAAAUUCCGUUGCCGCUGUCCGCAGAAGAGUACCGCAUAGCACAGCUGUAUAUGAUCGCCAAGUUCAGCGAGCACCACUCGUCGGACAACAGCGACGGCGACGGCGUGGAGGUGCUCACCAACGAGCCCUUCCAGGAGGACGGGCGCACCGGGCAGUACACGCACAAGAUCUACCACCUGGCCAAGAAGGUGCCUCAGCUGGUGCUGGCGAUUCUGCCCAAGAAGGCACUGCAGCUGGAGGAGAAGUCGUGGAACUGCUACCCUCACUGCGUCACAGAGCUGACUAACCCCUACUUCACCAAGUUCAAGCUGCGUGUGGAGUCCGCCUACCUCAAUGACCGCACGCCGCAACACAAUGCACUAGGAGUGAGUGACGAUGUGCUGCAGAGGAGGAGUGUGGAGGUGUUGGACGUGGCGGGUGAGGCGGUGGAGGCGUACGUGCCCGAGGAGGACCCCGCGCGCUUCACCUCUGUUAAGACCGGCCGCGGCCCCUUCACUCCCGGCUGGCAGGAGCGCUGUGAGCCGUGCAUGGUGGCGUACAAGCUGGUCACGGUGGACCUGCCCUACUGGGGCUUCGGCCCGCAGCUCGAGAAAUACAUCGCCAGGGUGUUUCAGCGCAAGCUGAACAUCGAGGCGAACCGCAAGGCCAUCUGCUGGAUGGACGAGUGGUACGGCAUGACCAUGGCGGACGUCCGACGCAUGGAGGCUGAGGCCUUCUCCCGCAUCAACCAGGAUCGGCAACACAAGUACGGAGCGCAGCCACUCAUUGGCCGGUUUCUUCAAGUUCUCAUCGCCAUACACACCACACAGCACGCACACAAGGCUUUCAUCGCGGCCUUCGUUCCCACCAGACAUGCUCAUGAACUUUCUUUAUAUUGUUAUGAAUCCUGA